AACUGUACCCAGCACGCUGACAAUGUCAAUGGCCUUGUUUGUGUGCGUUAGCGCGCGCUACUUUUGCUUGUGUUCGCGUGCGUGCUGCUGAGUCAGGCACGACCACUCUCGGUUCAGUCCUCCCCUGCUCCCUUUAUCUCCCGGUUGUUCUUUGCCAGUGAGACUUUUGUUUUGUCCGCCGACGUCAUGUCGUCUUUCAUUUGCGGUGAGCGCCGAGCCGCGCGGAGCUGCCCUCUCCCCGUCGGUAAUUGUGUUUCCUGCGUCUGACAACUUGUUUCGUCUUUUAGCGCAUUGGUCGCCCAUGGGCGCUGCUGUUUACCCACUCUGCUGCUCCGCCGGUUGGGCUGUCCGGUGCGCCUCUGCGGUCGGUUCGGGACGGUAUCGAGAGCUCCGCUUUUAUGAAUGAAUAACGAGACGGGGAAAUGCGAAUGACUGUUGAACUCCCCUGCAACCGGGCUCCCGGGGGGCCAGCCACGGAUGAGAGGGAUUAACGGCGGAGCAGAGCCGCGGCUCAUUGCGGAAAAGCGAGCCUGACUGCAGACUGGCGUGAAAACGCACCGUGAGGGGGAAACGGGCUCCAUAGCGUAGAGCAGCGGAACAAAACCGCGGUUGACCACAAUGUCCAUCCACAUUGUGGCUCUAGGCAGCGAGUGUCCCGGAGGAGUCGGGCCUGGAGAGGAGAUCAUGGGCCAGGGGCAGCUGCAGGGAGGUCUGCUGUGGAGCUACUUGGGUCACGGAGCUCUGGUGGGACCCUGCGACCUGGAGGGCAGCAUGCACAAUCCAGCCUUCAUGGAGUACACCUCACGCGUCUUUGGAGAUGUAACAGUAGUGGUUCGGGAUUGUCCCAGCUGGGACUUGUUGGACAGCGACUGGGCCAGCGUACGGAAAGUUCUUGAGCAGGCAGACAUUCUGGUCAUUAAAUAUUCAGUAACGGACAAGCUGGCCUUCCAGCAGGUCAGGAACGGCUACGCCCCCAGGCUCCGCCCUCUUCUGAGGCAUUGGGGUGUGCCUGUGAUCCUUGUUGCUGUUGGAGCGCGGCUGAAUGAUGAAGGCCCUCCUUGUACGUGUCCAUUGUGUGCGUCUGACUGGAGCAGCUGUGUGCCUCACAGUGAAGGUCUGCAGCUGUCCCGGGACCUUGGGGCUACCUAUCUGGAGUUGCCGUCUCUCAACCACGUCUUUGUCGGCCGCUACUUUGGCAGUGUGCUAGAGUACUUCAUGAUUCAGUGUCUGAAACACAAAGCUAAAGAGAGGCCGGAGAAGAGGCGAGGAAAUAAAGUGAAUGAGCUUCGUCCUCCUCACUUAGAACAACCAGCUCGUCUUCCCCCUAUCCGGGUGGAGGAGUCCAGCUUCUCCCAGGACAUGCAGUGGCUGUUGGAGCGUGGUGUGCAGUUUGCCGAUGUGGCUUUUUACGCCGGGGAUUCUGGGAAAGAACUGGGGUGGGCACACGCAGCUGUACUGUGUGCUGUCAGCCCGUACUUCAGACAGCUGCUUCUGGGGCCUAAGACCAGGGAACGUCCACAGUCGCGGUGCGUUUGCAGAGAGCGGGAUGGAGGCCCCCAUUCGCUGCUUUCCACUUGGGAUGGCGGCAUUAUCGAUGACAUGCCACGAACAGAUGGACACGUGACAGGACGCCUCACUCGGCUAGUGGUGAAGGACCCCCUCCUGUGCAUGUGCUUGUGGGAGACUCUCAUGUUUAUUUACAGAGGAGCAUGGGAGUGGGAGCACCUCCAGGAGGCCCUGGAAGAAAAGCUGAAGAAUUCACUGGCUGUUGCUCAGCUUCUGGAGCGUAUACGAACCCUCAUUGGCAGAGACAGGGGCUCCAGAGACACACCAAGUGCACGGGCAGCUCAGCUGGGGCCCCAGACUCUCGUCAACCUCUUCAAUUCUCCUCUUUACUCUGAUGUCAUCUUCAUGGUGCAAGGUAGUGUAUUACCUGCACACCGGGCAGUGCUGGUGGCUCGUUGUGACGUGAUGGCGGCCAUGUUCAGUGGGAAGUACGCAGAAGCCCGGAGCAGAGUGGUUCCCAUCCACGGCGUCUCCUCAGAUACCUUCCUGUCCUUCCUGGAGUACCUCUACACUGACUCCUGCUGUCCUGCCAGUGUGCUGCAGGCCAUGGCUGUGCUGGUUUGUGCUGAGAUGUACCAGGUGAAACGGCUGCAGCAUCUAUGCGAAGUGUGCGUGUGUGCUUAUCUUCAGAGCAUGCCCAGUAGAGAGCUGGCAUCGACGGGUAUCAGCGUGGUCCGACUGCUGCGCCGAGCAAAGUGCCACAAUGCAGAGCAGCUCUAUGUUUGGCUCCUCCAUUUCAUCGCCAACAAUUACCUGAUCUUCAGUCAUAAACCCGACUUCCUGGAGCUCUCAGGUUAGUGACCUUUCAAACAAACGUCUCAUUUUAAGACAACUUUUACAGUUACAGUCUUAGAAAAAUACAAAUAUAACAGAUUACACAGUACAAAUAUAAUGGUGUUAUAAAAUGGCAGAAAGCAGGCUGCAAAGUUCAUGAGGCAUAGCCAUGUUGCCUAUCAGUUAGUUGGGGAUUAAAAUGCAAAUGGUUGCAUACAGCAGAAGUGAGAACACAACCAUGCAGUAUUACUUCAAGCCAAAUUAUUCAGAACUGCAUCACCUCUCAGUAACUGCAUUAAUUUUAAGUUGUCAAGUAUUUGCUCUCGUGAACAAUCCAAAACAAGACCAAGCCAAAAAUACUGGCCCCAAAGUGAUUAAAAACACAAUUACUGAAACAACAUACACCUUUGUGCACCACUGAUUCCCAGUUAGCCUCAGUUUAGACCUCUUGGCUGUGUUUAUUUGCUGUGAGAGUGUCCAGGAAAACAAAGUGGCAG
This is a messenger RNA of Melanotaenia boesemani (Boeseman's rainbowfish), 2837 nucleotides long. It is a transcript of the gene rhobtb3, whose product is annotated as Rho related BTB domain containing 3. The record is from RefSeq and is a predicted model, not a curated record. Gene Ontology annotation, biological process: regulation of proteolysis; proteasome-mediated ubiquitin-dependent protein catabolic process. Gene Ontology annotation, molecular function: ubiquitin protein ligase binding. The transcript has 12 exons. Gene Ontology annotation, cellular component: cytoplasm. The coding region runs from base 619 to 2364 and encodes 581 amino acids. Lineage: Eukaryota; Metazoa; Chordata; Actinopteri; Atheriniformes; Melanotaeniidae.